Messenger RNA from Exophiala dermatitidis NIH/UT8656, 1153 nucleotides. RefSeq lists its product as uncharacterized. The transcript has a single exon. The coding region runs from base 57 to 599 and encodes 180 amino acids. The record is from RefSeq and is a predicted model, not a curated record. Lineage: Eukaryota; Fungi; Ascomycota; Eurotiomycetes; Chaetothyriales; Herpotrichiellaceae.
ACUUGCUCGGUGCACUGGCCAGUACUGGGCUUCUCUGAAGCUUUAACCGAGAUGAGAUGUGCAGCCAAAUCGCUCGAAACGGAAGUAUCUCCAUGAUCUAUUCUCCAGAACGGCGUGCCUGGGCACGGCAUCUGCCAUUGUCUUGUCUUUUUUUUCCACCUGACUCGUGCUAUUUCUGGUCUGACGCUUUGGAAACUUCCGCGAUCACUGCAAGGGAUGGGCAGCUCGUGACAUGCUUCCGUGGAUGCGGUCCACCAACUGUCUUUGAAAAUCCGCCCUGGGUCAGUGAGAUGGAGAUGGAGAGAGAAGACUGCCUCUGUGAACAUCACUUGGCAAAGCCCUUUGUCUCUCGUGUCCUAAGCAGGAUGAGGAAAAUGUACUCUUUCUGUCGCGCUAACUUAACGCAGCCUUGGGGGCCACAUAGGGGCUACACUGCUAAAGUAUCCAACACCAUAUCCCAGUCAAGAGUGACAGAUCUUCUGGGGAAGGGGAAGUUCCUUAGCCGAGAUGGAAUAUUCCGCAGAAUUUGCUCAUACGCUAUACAACAAGGCAUUUCCGGACAGCGCUGCCAGUGCCGAGCCGCCGGGACUUUGUUUUGAUGCCAGGCGCCGGCCUAGACAGCUCGAAUCGAAGAGUUCAAAACGGUCUCGGUAAUCGAUCAGACGAGCAACCCCCCAGGACCCGUGCGCCUCAUGAGAAUGAAACUUGAAUAUGGACGGUCCCAUCGCAAUGCUGGCCCAAAUGUAAUCACCGAGCCGAACGACAGCAGCAGCUUGUUCCGAUAUACUAUGCCUCAGCCUUUGAGAAAUCAGGGUACUGGAUACAUGUAUUGAUGGGGAUAUGCGCCGGUCAGUCUGCUGACUCUGUCCUUUUGACCUCUGUAAGUUGUUUGCGGUAGGCACUGUGCAGUAGGUACUGUAGAUACGGCGCGCGCUGUCCCGGAGAGUCGUCCUUUUGUUCGAUCUACUUGCUCCUACUUGCAAGUAUGACCGGCCGCGGACAAGAACGAGGUCAUGCUGGAUCUUCCUUCACAUUGCUGCUGCUGCUGCUGCUGCUGCUGCUGGUGCCAUAGCUCACUGUGUCGGGACGAAAGUAAGGACCGCCAAAAGAGAGGAGACGACAGACAGGAACAGGAACAGGAACAGGAACAGGA